Symbiodinium sp. CCMP2456 is the source of this 477-nucleotide messenger RNA. NCBI's taxonomy places the organism in Eukaryota, Dinophyceae, Suessiales, Symbiodiniaceae. The record is from the annotation of a GenBank genome assembly.
AUGGAAGAGCUGAAGGCAGACUUGAAGUUGAUAGAUGCGGAAUUACCCAAGGGCACGUGCGAAAUAGAGUUGGUGGACUCCGACUUGUUCCACUGGGAGGUAGCUUUGGCCGGGCCAAUUGGUAGCCCGUACAAAGGUGGCACCUUCAGAUUCCAAAUAUGGUACCCCAUCGACUACCCAACGAAACCGCCGCGGCUGAAGUGCUUGACGCCCGUGUACCAUUGCAACAUUGACGCAAAAGGAACCGUGUGCUUGGACUUGGCAGACGACCUUUUGCGUUUGAAACCGUCUCAUGAUACAGAGGAGCUCAGUUCAACACGGAUUUCAGCCCUUUGUUUGGUGCAGGCUUUGCUGUCAUUGUUUGCUGCACCGGUGCCUGAAGAUGGCCUGGUCGCAGAAGCAAGCAAACUGUACAUAUGUGACAGACAAGAAUACAAUCGCCGAGCGCACGAAUGGACCAUGAAGCAUGCCUUCUGA